Messenger RNA from Eruca vesicaria subsp. sativa (arugula), 916 nucleotides. The record is from the annotation of a GenBank genome assembly. NCBI's taxonomy places the organism in Eukaryota, Viridiplantae, Streptophyta, Magnoliopsida, Brassicales, Brassicaceae.
GCAGGUGUACCCACCAAUUCAAACAACACGGUUACACGCUAACUCCGAGAAAAAAAAUCCCCAAUUCUCCUCAAAUUAGGGUUUCGAAUCGUUCGCAGCACUUUGAACAAAGUCCUCUCCCUUUCGUCACGAAUUUGAUUUCAAAAACCAAUCGAUUCCCACGCGAUGCCGUCGUUCUCGUCGAUCAUCCCCUUACUUCUCCUAUUACUAUUCUGCUUGAUCGGCAUUCAAGCAGCGGACGAUCUCCCGGAGAAAUCAAGCGGCGACGUCUGCGGCACGGUUUCGGACCCUGGCGGGUGUCCAAUAAACUGUUUCCGGGCGGAUCCGGUUUGCGGAGCCGAUAGAGUCACGUACUGGUGUGGCUGCCCCGACGCAGCGUGCCAUGGAGCUCGUGUAGUCAAAAAAGGACCUUGCGACGCGGAUAACGCGGGAACCGCUUCUGUUCCUGGUCAAGCUUUGUUAUUGAUUCAUAUCGUCUGGCUCUUCUUGCUUGGACUCUCUCUUCUCGUCGGCGCUUUCUGAUCUCAAGAGUUAAUGGAUUAGAGAAGGAAAUUGAUCCCAAUUCGUUUAGUAGCUUCUUCUUUGUCACACUUGUGUUUGAGAUGAUUCAUGCUCUGUAGAUCACACGUUGAAUUGUUUUGCCUCUGUGUUUAUCUGUGUAAUGUUGAGUUAAUUUCAUCUUUAAUGGACUGUUUCUUUUAAAAGGAUUGUUUUGUUUUUUGUUUCGUUUGUCAUCAUAGUAGCAGUAAGAAUGUGGUUUGAGACAUGAUCCAUGGAGAUUGGGCAUGAUAAAGGUUUUACCUUUUAGACAUGAUCAUUUGUUAAAGAGUAGCCAUGCAAAUGAGGAUGCUUUCCUCUAGCUUGAGCUUCAAAUCCUCAAAUGCUUUGAAUCAUCGGUUUAAUAAAUGGUUUCUCU